Molecule: messenger RNA, 2448 nt
Organism: Ilex paraguariensis (yerba mate)
Lineage: Eukaryota; Viridiplantae; Streptophyta; Magnoliopsida; Aquifoliales; Aquifoliaceae
Source: the annotation of a GenBank genome assembly
GUCCUCAUUAUUUUAUUCUCAACGUCCAUCAACUGAAUUCAUCUCUCUCUCUCUCUCUCUCUCUCCAUAUUUUUCCUAAUAUUGUUUACAAUUUUAUCUAUCUGCACAUAUCUAUUCUGUUUCUCUCUGCAGCAAUCUCUCGCCGGAAAAUAUCCUUUACAACGACCACCUGACGAUCUUUCAUCACUUUUCCGACGAUUCUCUUCAUCGAUCACGGAUUUAUAGCAAAGGAUCUUCUUUUUGAGCAAUCGGUAUAGUAACAGUGUUGAAUUUGGGUUUCAUGAUAGCCUGUUAAAUGUGGGGAGUUACAUGAAAGGAGAUAUCAAUGUGGUCGAAUUUGGGCAGUUUAUAUGGAUGUAUGUGAAUCAGAACAAGCAUUACAGAAGCACUCGGUAGAGGAGACCCCAAGACCACCAUUGUUUCCGGCGGAGAAGAAUAAUGGAACCACCCGCCGGUCUCGAACGAGGGAAGUUAGUUCUAGGUAUAAGUCACCUAGUCUCUCGGUAUCUUCUGGUCCUAGGCGUUGCCCUUCCCCAAAUAUUACAAGAACAAGUACAUCAUCAUUGGUAUCAGUACCAAAGAGGGCUAUAUCGGCCGAGAGGAAAAGGCCCUCCACGCCACCAUCACCACCAAGUUCAUCCACACCUGUUCGUGAUGCGACCACAGAAGGGCAAUUGGAAUCCAGAAAGAUGAUUGGCAGUCGGUUACCAGAGGUUUUAUGGCCAGCCACAAUGCGGAGUCUCAGUGUAUCAUUUCAAUCUGAUACUUUCUCUCUCCCCAUUAGUAAGAGAGAAAAACCAGUUGGUAAUGCUCUUUCAGAUCGCACUUUGAAGCCAUCCUCCAAUGUAACUCAUAAACGGGGUGAAACAACACCUGUUUGUCGAAAGCCUACACCAGAAAGAAAGAGGAGUCCUUUAAAAGGAAAGAAUACCCAUGAUAAGUCUGAGAAUUCUACACCAGUUGAUGGCUUACAUGCUCGACUGAUAGAUCAGCAUAGAUGGCCAAGCAGAACAAGUGGGAAGAUAUCCUCCAGUGCUCUAAACCGAAGCAUGGAUCUCUCUGAUAAGUCAAGUAAAGCUUCAGCUUUACCGCAUCCGGGAAUUGGAAUAUCAUGCCUGAGGAGAAUGUCAUUGGAUGGUAUGACCAAACCUUUACAAAAGUCUGCCAGUGAUGCAGAGAGACUACUAUCAUCACUUAGUGGAAAUGCAAGGAUAGAGUUUGAAAGGUGUUCAGUUGAUGAUAAUGCACUGCGGGUACAAAAUCCACCUACUUCUUCAAAUGUAUUAGAAAGAACAGCAUCAGUGACUCCCUCAACCAGAUCUCAAAAUUUUCCUUGUCCUGGAUCACGCCCUCCAUCACCAAACAAGAAAUCAGUUACAUCAUCCUCUGCUUCUAGAGGAGUCAGUCCAGCUCGAGCAAGGGCCUUAAAUCCCACUCCUUCGAGAGGGCCCAGUCCAUCUCGGACAAGACCAUCCAGUCCUUCCAGGCAAUCCAACAAUUCAACUUCCGUCCUUAGUUUUAUUGUUGAUAUUCGAAAAGGGAAGGCGGCUGCAAGCCAUAUAGAGGAUGUUCAUCAGCUACGGCUGCUGUACAAUAGACACUGGCAAUGGCGAUAUGCUAAUGCCCAAGCAGAUACUGCCCUGUAUUUUCAGAAAGUAACAGCAGAGAAAACAUUAUGUAAUGUGUGGAGAACUACCUCAGAACAGUGGAAUUCAGUAACCAAGAAGAGAAUCGACCUCCAACAGCUGAGGCUGAAGCUGAAGCUGUACUCAGUUUUGAAUGAACAAAUGGCCUAUCUCAAUGAGUGGGCAUUAACUGAAAGGGAUCACACUAGCUCUUUAUCUCGUGCUAUCCAAGAUCUACAGGCAAGCACUAUCCGUCUUCCAGUCACUGGCGGGGCAAGGGCAGCUGUUUCCUCAACUGUUGAUGUGAUGAAGUCAAUUGGAUCCUCCAUAUGUUCUAUACUCUCACAAGUGGAGGGGAUGAACCACCUGAUUUCUGAACUUGCUGAUGUAGCUGCACAAGAGAGAGCCAUGCUUGAUGAAUGCUCGGCUAUUUUGUCUUCUACAGCAGCUAUGCAGGUUGAGGAAUACAGUCUUGGGACUCAUCUCGUACAGUUGAAAUCAGCUCAGAAGAGUGGUGAACUGACAACAUUUAGCAAUUAAAACGCCUCAAUUGCUGCUAGAUGCUACACUAACAAUCUUCCACUUCCCCACAUUAGCAAAGACAAAUCACACGGCCUUCUCUGGUGUCGAUGAGUGUAUAUUUUUUUCUUCUUAACAAUGGUGGGAAUUUGUAACUUGUUCAUUCCUUCUCUUUUUUUUUAUGUUUUUUUUCCUACUCCUCUUUCACCGGCAAAUAGCAGUUAGUACCAUCGUCGCUAUGUGUAAUUUUUUGCAUCAACAAAUAGGAAAUGAAAAGGAAGGAAAUGAUUAAAUUUUAAUGAAG